GAGCAGUGGCUGGGCUGCACUCACACACAGCAACCUAAAAAAGACCCAAGCCACUGCCUAGACACUAAGGGAGGAAUUAGACCAGUGCCUUGGAGCUGUGUAACCCCUUGAGCAGGAGACAGGUUUCCCUUGCACCUCUGAGCUUUCCCCUCCUUCUCUGCCCUGCAGGCCCUGGGGAGAUGAGCAUUUCAUCAGAGCACAAGUCCCUUGGGAAGCAAGUCACAAGCAACCUGCAAACGUUGUCGCCGAUCAUAGAGCUGAAUGUUGGUGGGGAGAUGUACAUAACAACUCUGAGUACCUUGAAGAAACACCCAGGCUCCAAGCUGGCUGAGAUGUUUACAGGCCAGCCCAAGCUCCGGACCGACUCUGAGGGGAGGUACUUCAUCGACAGGCCAGGGACCUAUUUUAAAUACAUCUUGGAAUAUCUCCGUAGUAACCAAGUGCCCACCCAAUGUGUCCAGGAUGUGUAUAAAGAGGCCUUGUACUAUGACAUUGAGCCUCUGAUCAAGCAGCUGGAAGAUUCCCCGCAGAUAUUUGGUGAGCUGGUGGCAAGGAAGCAGUUCCUGGCCCGUGUGCCCAGCUACAGUGAGAACAUUGAGCUGAUGAUCCGCAUCGCCAGGGCGGAGGCGGUCGCUUCCCGUCAGUCUAGCGUCAUGGUCUGUGUGGUCAGAACUGAGGAGGAUGUGGCCAAGUGUCACGAAGCCCUGAACAGUUUGGACACGGAUAAGAAAUCGGUGGUGAAGUUCGGCCCCUGGAAGGCAACGCCAACUAUUUCUGACCUGCUGGACUGCAUCAAAAUGGAUGUGGAAGCCAAAGGGUACAACGUUUCCAUCCAGCCCCACGUCGCAGAGAAAGGCUUCCGGUUCAAAUCCUAUGACUUUUUCUACAAAUUUGUCUUCACGUGGUGGUAGCAAAACACCACCCCUGGCAAGGAUUGUUAUUAAAACAAAGAGACUUUAAUGCAAACAGCCUUGAAUGGUAGCCCAGCAGUGCCCUUCCUGCAGAACCAUUUGGGAACUGCAUGUGGACUUUCCGCAAAGUCUGUUUGUGGACUUUGUGGACUUUGCGCAGAGUAACGUGGGCCAGGGGAAGGAUCUCUUGUGAUGUCCUCUGCAAAGUUAAUGAGGAAUCAGGACUGUUUUAAUGGAAAGGUAAUAGAAAUGUGAUACACUAAAACUCAGAUCAUUUAUAUGAUCAUUUGUAUGAAGAUCUGGGUUUAUAACUCUGUGAAAUAUCCAGGUUUUGCUAUCCACUGGGCUUAUUCCUGCUAUAACUUUCAGUCAUUUUCUGCCUGCUCUCCUGAGAAGUGACAGGCCUGGCAGAGCCAAUUCAGAUCCAGAAUAGGCUAAAUUUCACUUAACUUGUGCGUUGUCAGCUCCAAUGAGGGACGUGUGUUAAAGGUGGGGUAAAGCCCCUGCUUUGUGCUGUCCCAAACCUGAGUGCCAUGUGCAGUGCUAGUGCAAAUGAGCAGCCAGUUUCAUUCCUAAAAGCCCUGAGAGAUUAAAACUGCUGUCAGGACCCAGAGCAGGAUAGGGAUGCACUGUCCUUGCCCUUUUCCCUCUCACCUAAUUCUAUGCCAGAAGCCAGGACUGGCUGUAGAAGAGAAAACUCUCUGCAAUGCACUGCCACCAAAAGAUCCCCUUGGCUCUGUGGGGAUCCUUCUGGGACCUGCCAACCAGUUUGACUGCAAGAAACAACUGUGGGAGCAGUGCAAACGUUCAAAGGACCCAAUCCAUAAUGUUUAUUUUUGAGGAACAGGGAGGAUAAUAGGCAGCUCCACCUCCAGACAUGAGGUUGCAUUUCCAGGGUGGCAGGGGCAUGGGGAUCAUCUUUGUAGAGCAGCCCAUCAGAUCUGGCAGUGUUAGUGGGACAGAAUAAAUGCAGGAGGACACCAAGUCCUUAGUUUGUUUAUAACUUCACUCUGAAGGUCCUUUAGAUUAGUUAUACAUAUUCAGAUGAAAGUCAUAUGAGCACAUGCAACUCCCAUUGAACCUCCUGGGAGCUGUGCUUAUUCUUGCCAUGGUUAUAUUUGGUCCUCCACUGAGAAGUUAAAUGCUGUAGUACAGUGGCUUUUAGCCUGUGCUCUGUGGCCACCUGGGGGUCCACAGACUAUGUCUAAGGGGUCCUUGAAAGAUGACUAUGAUCAAUCAAAAGCAGGUGAAUAGCCACACUUAUAAUUCAAAGGGAUCUGCACCUCCAUUCAUUUUUUUUUAGGGGUCUGCAAAUGAAAAAAGGUUGAAAACCACUGCUGUAGUACAGUUUGCCCAGCAGGCUGGAUGGGCAGUGCCUGGUCUGUCCACGGGCUGGAUGCCAGUCUGACGCACAAGUCAGAUGCGGCCCCAUCCAGGUGUGGGGAGCGGGAUGGGGCAGCCCGACCCUGAUCCAGCCAUGUGACAUAAGGGGGUUAGCCAGGUCCCAGCAAGGCCCCCCAGGGUGGGGAGGAAGCAUAGCAUAGCCCCAUGAGGGGAAGAGGGUAUGGCCUGGUCCCCUUUCAGCCAUGAUUCGGGUAUGCGGGGGAAGGGGGUUUGGUCUGGCAGAGGGGGCAUGGCUCAGCCCCACAAGAAGGGUGUAUGGCCCAGCUCCAACCCACUGCACGGGACUUGGGAAUCUAACAUCAGGGGAGGGUGGUGGUAUUAAUCACCACUGCUCCCCACCACUGCCAAAUUCCUGUGCCAUGGCUCUGCAAGCUGCAUGUGUCUUGUAGGCUGGAGGUUGAGCACCCAUGCCUUUGCAUAGUGUUUGUCAUCCUUUUCCAUACCAGGAUCCCACAUUAAAAAAGAGAAUCAUCAGGGCCCUCUCUCACCAUAAAGAAAGAUGUUAUGCUGUCCAGGCUGACAAGCUAUUCCUAAGCAAAUAUAAUUAUGUUUAUUUUCAUGUAUUGUCUUGCAGUAGGGCCAUAGAGCCCCAGUUCUGGACAAGGACCUCAGUGUGCUAUGUGCUGUACAAACACAGAACAAAAACUGUUUGUCAUUUAAGAGGAACAUGCACUCCUCUUGAGUGCAGCUGUGUUUAGCUGCUUUUCUUGCGACAUCUGUUAAUGUCGUCACGUUGCAAAUGAAUGCAGGCUUUUGAGCUGUAAGAAAAAUCCACAAUGAUUUUGGAAGGGAGUGCUCCUAAAACAAAACUCAGUGGAGAAUUUUUGCCUGAGCAGGGGCGCAGGAUUAGAUCCCAUACACUGUUUUGAAAAAUUCUUAAGAUUCAGAAGUUUAUUUUGUAUUUAUUUUUCUACUUGAGGCCACAGUUGGUGAUUUUAAGGAAAUGGAAAGCUCCAGGGGGGCCUGGAAAAUUAGACUGGCCAUUCGAGUUUGUGGGUAUGUUUACUCUAACUCUGAGAAUAUGGGUUGCCCCAAGGGCAACGUGUAUUACAGGUUGCUAAAUAAAUAUAUGUUUAAAAGCCUCUUUGUAUAAAUUAGAUGGGCCUUCUUUAUUCAUCUGUUCUCCUUGUACACUACAGGUUUAAAAAAGUAAAAUACAGUAUAAAAGGACUGACUGCUGGUGCAGUUUUUCCAGGAGUGUGAAUAAGGAAUAACUCCA
Messenger RNA from Alligator sinensis (Chinese alligator), 3534 nucleotides. RefSeq names its product potassium channel tetramerization domain containing 14 (gene KCTD14). The transcript is spliced from 2 exons. Gene Ontology annotation, molecular function: protein binding. The record is from RefSeq and is a predicted model, not a curated record. Lineage: Eukaryota; Metazoa; Chordata; Crocodylia; Alligatoridae. Gene Ontology annotation, biological process: protein homooligomerization. Bases 180 to 911 code for a protein of 243 amino acids.